GUUCCCUUGAGGGUUUGCGCGAGGUACUUAGGUCAGCACUGGUAACUGGAGGCCCUUUCCUGUACACAAGAUGUUUUUCCCCCACUUUAACUGAAAAAGACAAGGAGCAGGGACAAAGCCAUGAGGAAGAUGAGUGGAACCUUAGUUUUGUACCUGCUGUUUUUUAGUGCCAUCUCCUUCUCAACCAUUCUAGGGGGUAGGCAGAUGCCCAAGCUGUCUGAGAAGAAGUUAUGUGCCGAUGAAGAAUGCAGUCAUCCAAUUUCAAUGGCAGUUGCUCUAGAUGAUUACUUCCCUUCAGACUGUCGUUUUAUUCCUAUCCAGAGGGGUCAGAUUAUUUAUGUGUUCUCCAAACUCAAGGGCCGUGGACGUCUGUUCUGGGCUGGCAGCGUCCAAGGAAACUAUUACAGUGAGCAGGAGGCUCACAUUGGAUUUUUCCCAAGCAGCAUAGUGGAAGAGACUCAGUUGCUGCUGCCAGGAACUGUUGAGGUCCCAACUAAUAAGUGGGACUUCUACUGCCAGUGAAAAGCUAACCAGGUGGACAACUGCAACAGCUUCUUAAUCUAGGAGAGAUGGAGGAGCAGCAGGAAUAUGUCACUUUGUUACAUCGACAACCCUGCAUUUUCGAGGUUCACUAAUACACAGCUUAACCAGCUACCCAGUUCACUACUCUCUGCUUGAAAUACUAGUCUGUUUAAUUGUUAGGCUGAAUAAAAAUUAAAACAGCA
Molecule: messenger RNA, 725 nt
Organism: Erpetoichthys calabaricus (reedfish)
Lineage: Eukaryota; Metazoa; Chordata; Cladistia; Polypteriformes; Polypteridae
Gene: mia
Product: MIA SH3 domain containing
Exons: 4
Coding region: 121-522 (133 amino acids)
Biological process (GO): extracellular matrix organization
Molecular function (GO): protein binding
Source: RefSeq, a predicted model, not a curated record